This is a messenger RNA of Penicillium cinerascens, 410 nucleotides long. RefSeq lists its product as uncharacterized. The coding region runs from base 1 to 396 and encodes 131 amino acids. Lineage: Eukaryota; Fungi; Ascomycota; Eurotiomycetes; Eurotiales; Aspergillaceae. The record is from RefSeq and is a predicted model, not a curated record. The transcript is spliced from 3 exons.
AUGGCUAUUGACACAAGGAAUCCAGACGGCGACUCCGAGAUGGCCUCAUCUGUCGACUCGCUCCAUACAGACUCCGAUGGAGCUGCAGCAGGCGCCCGCACCCCAACCUACUUUUCCCACGCUUCUGCUGCCGCCGCCGCGUCUGAGCUCUCUCCUCCUGGCUCUCAACCUCAACAAAUACCCGAUAUCUCCGCAACUGCCGACUUUAAAGAAGUUCCCGGUGACGUGGCACAGAAAUCUCGAGCGGGAUCAGAACAUCCCAUUGCGUCAUGGCAAACCAAGCGUGCCCAGGAAGAGUACCAGCGGGCCAUGGAGCAUGUGGUGGACAAGGACUUUAACCUCCAUGAGUUUGGAGACCCGUUCGAUGACCGCGACUUGGACGAGAAGCUGUUGUGAUGCAGUACACGGGG